Messenger RNA from Mangifera indica (mango), 2080 nucleotides. Its product is annotated as poly(A)-specific ribonuclease PARN-like. The coding region runs from base 38 to 1903 and encodes 621 amino acids. The transcript has 7 exons. The record is from RefSeq and is a predicted model, not a curated record. Gene Ontology annotation, molecular function: 3'-5'-RNA exonuclease activity; RNA binding. Gene Ontology annotation, cellular component: cytoplasm. Lineage: Eukaryota; Viridiplantae; Streptophyta; Magnoliopsida; Sapindales; Anacardiaceae.
AUGAGAAGGCUCACCCAAUGUGACUCAAAACACAAAAAUGGUGGCCACGACUCGGCUUCUCUCACAGAAACGCUUCUUCUCCGCCAAAACCCUCCACAGAAACCACCUUCAAUGGCCCGUAAAACAAAUCACAAAGUCAAACUACAACGACUCUCUCGAAGAAAUUAAACACCACAUUUCCACCUCCCACUUCGUAGCCAUCUCCUUACAAAACACCGGCUCCUUUUCCUCGCCAUGGCACCGCCUAUCCGCCUUCGACACACUGCACACGGCUUACUCCAAAGCUAAGUUUGCAGCCGAACGGUUUCAGAUAUUUCAGUUCGCCGUCUGCCCCUUCAAGAUUGAAGCUUGCAAAAUCAUUGCCCGUCCGUACAACUUUCAUUUGUUCCCCAGAGAUGAACUCAAGCUGGGAAUGCCUUCUUAUAGUUUCACAUGUCAAACUUCGUCUUUGAAUUCCAUGGCGAAAGAGGGUUUUGAUUUUAAUGCUUGUAUAUAUGAGGGGAUAUCAUACUUAUCAAGAGAACAAGAAUCUUCAGCUAAGCUUCGGAGGGGGAAUCCAAUUAUUGUUGAUCAGGAGAAAUCUUCUUUUGCUGCUACACCUGCCCCAGCUGUCGCUGAUACAAUUUUUGUUGAAAGGAUUAGAUCUCGUGUUAAGCAUUGGAAAAAUGCACAUACAGACUCGAGUUUUAAGACAGAUGAGGCUUUAGUGAGAUCCCUGAGAAAUAUUAUCUUAGGGACCGAACAGCAUGGAUCUAGACCAUGCACUACUAUUGACGUUUGUAGUGAACGCCAAGUCCAACUAGUACUAAAGAUGUUGGAAGAGUUCUCUGAUGACCUUGUUCCUCUGUUAAUCCCUGCAAAGAGUGGAGGAACCCAAGCUAUUCGUGCUGUUUUGACUAGUUCUAAAGAGGACAGGGAUCUUUUAAAGAGGGAGCUUCAUGAUCUUGAAGUGGAACAAGAUAAGAAAGUCCGUGGAUUCCGAGAGGUGAUCGAUUUGAUUUCUGCUUCACAGAAACCUGUUGUCUCCCACAAUUCCCUUAAUGAUUUCGUAUUUAUUCAUUCAAAAUUUCUGGCUCCCUUGCCUCCUAAUGUGGUUGAAUUUCUGUCUUCCUUGCACGUGGCUUUCCCCCAAGUGCUUGAUGUCAGCCAUCUCAUGAUGGAUAUUGGUCCUGCAAUAACCAGUAUAUCUGCAAAUACAUCGUAUCUAAAGAAAAGAUUCUUUGCACCCAUGGAUGUGGAAUUUCCACACCAAGCUACUGAAAAUGAAAGCAAGAUUCAUGGACAUAAUGUGUUGAAAAUUUGUCAUUUGUUUGGGAGGCUAUGUUCUGUGCUGAAGCUCAUUCCUACUUCUAGUCAAUCCGGCAACCAUCAUCUGGCUUCAACUCUUGAUGGAUUCACAAACAUCUUCAAUCUUAACUCUGAUAGUUGUCAAGAACCAACUGAUGAGGACAUCAGAGUUUGGACCAACAACACACAGAAAGUAAGGUGCAAGGAUGUGGCUUUCCUAUGGGGAUUUCGCAAGAGGAUGUCUGCCAGAAUGCUGAAAACCAUUCUCCAAGGGUCCCAUGAAGUUUUUACCGAAGAAUUUGAUGUCAAAUUGGUGGACAGAAGUUGUGCCAUGGUGGUAUUUUGGCAACCCAGUUUUUGUGAAAUUUUUGUGGAUAUAAUGAACAGUGAAAAUAUUUGUGGAGCUUUGAAGGAAAUGGUUUCGGAAGGACUAAAAGCAACAGGAUAUCAGACUUAUAAAAGGGUUUGCAGCUCAGGUUUGUGGGAGGCAGAAUUGGCUGAUGCCUUGGACAAAGCUUUGGCUCUUCCUGACACCAAUUUUGAAGCUGAUAAUGAAACAAAUACAUCAGAAAUUUAUUGGUCCAAGGAAUUAAAGAUUAACUUGGAUGAUCUCUGAGUCUUAGGUUAUAGAACAAUCUUCCUUUGUAUACUUGACUUGAGAUUGUGCUGAGUAGUAAUGAAACUAUGUAUUGUACAUAUAAUUAUGAGAUAUAUCAUUAUAGGUUUGAGCAAUGAAGAUUUUGUAUUACCUACAAAUCUUCUGCCUAUGAAUAAUGCAAUUAAGUUUUUCACA